Molecule: messenger RNA, 3217 nt
Organism: Dioscorea cayenensis subsp. rotundata (Guinea yam)
Lineage: Eukaryota; Viridiplantae; Streptophyta; Magnoliopsida; Dioscoreales; Dioscoreaceae
Product: pentatricopeptide repeat-containing protein At1g62914, mitochondrial-like
Exons: 4
Coding region: 497-2707 (736 amino acids)
Molecular function (GO): protein binding
Source: RefSeq, a predicted model, not a curated record
UAGGGUUUAUCUCCGCCGAUAAACCCCUCGCCCUAGCUCCACCAAAGCCUCUCGCCGGCGUUGACGGCAUUGGAACUCUCUGCUUCUCGUCUGUUCUGCAGCUAAGUGUCUCCAAUUUCCAUGGUUUUUCAACUUGCAAUCCUUUCCUAUGUUGCAUUCUUGGUGUAGAUCAUGCUGGAAUUUUCCACAAAGGUGGGAACUUUGCGUUUGAUUUUGCCUCUCUCUCUUGUCAUGGGCUUUUGUUCGAUCUCGAGCUCUGUUCGAAUCGAAGGGUUCUCCUUUCUGAGAACCCAAGUGUCUCCAAUUUCCAUGGUUUUCAACUUGCAAUCCUUUUCUAUUUUGCUUUCAUGGUGUAGAGCAUGCUGGAAUUCGCCACAAAGGUGGGAGCUUUGCGUUUGAUUUUGCCUCUCUCUCUCUCUCUCUUUGUCAUGGGCUUUUGUUCGAUCUCGAGUUCUGUUCGAAUCGCAGGGUUCUCCUUUCUGAGAACCCCUGCUCUAUGAUUUGGCUUGGAUGUAGACUUGUUUCUCGAACCUUUGUUCGAAAAAUCCAAUCUUUGAGCCCUUACUCUUCUGCUCCUUCAUCGUCGUUGCUGCUGGAAGAGCUCCAUUUUGAUUCACAUCCAACCAUUGACAACAGUAGUGGAAAAAAGUCCGGUUUUUGGGUUGCCAGGCGCCUCACUCUUUCCCCCCUUGUUGGUCACGUUGUGCACACACUGAAUUGGAGUUAUUUGAGGGAGAUUGGGUUUUUGGGAGCAGUGGGUAAGUAUGGGUUGUCCCAUUCCUUGGAAUCUUUUGCGAUGCUUAUUCGUAUCUUCUUGUCUUCAGGAAUGCGUAGAAAGAUCCCUUUUUGCUUGCUAAAAAGUCUUGCUCAGUAUUGUAGGAAUGGAAAUUCUGAUUUGUUCUGCCUGGUACUGGAAUUGGUGGGGUUGUCUGGUGGUGCUUUGAACUUGUUACAAGUUUAUGGAACAAUCAUCCUGAGCUUUGCAGAGUCUCUGAUGUUUGAAGAUGCGUGUCUUGCUUAUUUGGAGGCAAAACAGAUUGGAUUAGAACUUGAUGUCCCUUUUUGUAAUCGCUUGCUCAAGUAUUUGGUCGAUAAUAAUCGGGUGGAUUAUGCAAUAGAUUUGUUUCAUGAGAUGAAGCAUUCAGGGCCAAUGCCGAAUGUGUACACUUACACUAUAAUGAUAGAUUUGUAUGUUAAUGGAAAGACACUAGACAUUGACGCAGCCGAAGGGAUCCUUAUGGAAAUGAAAGAGUUUAAAGUCAGUCCAAAUGAAGUGACGUAUGGCACAUACAUCCAUGGGCUUUGUGCAGCAGGACACUCUGAAUUGGCAAUGGAAUUUCUAAAGGACUUGUUGCGAAGAGGUUUGCCGUAUAAUAGCUAUUGCUUCAAUGCUGUCAUCCGCAGUCUUUAUCUUGAAGGCAAGCAGCACGAAGCAUGGUCUAUGUUUGAAAAAAUGAAAGAGUGCAGGUGCACACCUGAUGUUUAUACCUACAGCAUUCUGAUUGAUGGCCUUUGCAAGAACCGUGAUUUUUGCAAUGCUUUGAAGGUACAGGAAGAGAUGAUGAGCAAGGGGACAAUGCCUACAGUAGUUAGCUACAGCUCGAUCUUGCAUGGUUUAUGUAUGCAAGGAGAAAUGGAGGCGGCGGGGAAAUUGUUCUGUGACAUGAAGGAUCGUGGCUAUGAGGAAGACCAGAUUGCUUUGAACAUUCUUAUUCAUGAGUGCUGUCGCCGUGGAGAUAUGGAAACCGCCUGGGAUCUUUGGGAGGAAAUGAUUCAGAAUAAUAUUGUUCCAGAUGUCUAUAACUACACCAGUUUAAUUUAUGGUUAUUGUAGGAACGGAUGCUUGAAGAUAGCCAGGGGAUUAUUUGAAUACAUGCGUCAGAUUGGUGUCAUGCCAAAUGUUGUUACCUGCACUGUUAUUAUUGAUGAACUUUGCAAAAGGAAUUAUGUUGUUGAGGCGUAUAGGUUUUUUAGUAUCAUACGUAGUAUGGGCAUCGUUCCCAACUUGAUUAUGUAUAACGUCAUGAUCAGUGGCCUAUGCAAAGCGGGAGAAUUGGACAGACCAUUGAAAAUUCUCGGAGCUAUCUUAAAGAGUGGAUAUAUUCCAGAUGUUAUUAUAUAUAGUACACUUAUCGAUAGUUUUGCCAAAAAAUCGAAUUUGAAGGAAGCUUUGAAGUUAUAUAACAGAAUGUUGGAUGAAGGUGUCAAGCCCAAUGUAUAUACAUACACAUGCCUUAUCAGUCUGCUUUGCAACAACGACAGACUACCCGAGGCCUCAAUUAUGUUCAAGGAAAUGAUCGCAAAGGGGAUCGAACCCGAUAAAAUUGUGUUCACUUCAUUGAUUAGUGGGUAUUGUAGACACAAAAAUAUGAAGCGUGGUAUUCAACUGUUCCAGGACAUGUGGCAGCGUGGCUUGUCACCGGAUGUUCACACAUAUACAUGUUUAAUCGAUGGAUAUUGCAGGUCGCACUCAAUGGGCAAGGCUAUUGCACGGAUGAAGGAAAUGCAUGAGCAACUAAAUCCAAAUGUGGUAACUUAUACUGCUGUCAUCACUGGGUAUCGCAGGAUCGGCAAUUGGGAUAAAGCUUAUCAGAUGUAUGAGUCAAUGUUACAACAAGGUAUUAAACCAGAUGCUGUGGCUUCGUCACUGGGCUUAGAAUUGGCUUCAUCACAGGGCUUAGAAUUUCCUGCAGAGUUGAAGAGUUGAGGAUACCAUUUUGAGCAACUUUGGCCUAUGACUGUGGUAUACUGACACUUUCGGGAUGCCGGAGAGUCUGAUGGAAAUUUGAAGCUAGGAUUCAAGUUAAGCCAUUAAAGCCAUAUCUUCCUGAAAUUGUGGUUCCAAAGUGGAAUACGAAAUGAUUUCACAAAUCUGAUAGUUCCACACCAUGAGAACAUGCUGGUAGUUGAUCAAGCCAAGGAUUUACAUUAUCUCCCUUUGCCAAAAUAGAUCUAAUUUGUGAUUGAUCAACAUGUAAUUCUCUUCCAUCUUGCAUCACUGUAUUACACAAUUAAAAGAAUGCAAGGAUGGACUUUAUGAUGGAAAUUGGUAGGGGAUUGAACUUGGAACUUCUCAAAAGUGUUCAUCUUUGAAUCUACAACCUGGAACUUCUCAAAAGCCUUUUUGAUCAAUGACUUUGAGAUUGAUGCAAUUGAGUAUGUUCUAGUAUCAUCUUCAUUUGUGCUAUAUUGUAUUUCAUGUUUGAUUGUCACAGUG